AUGUUUGCUACCACUUACAACUUUGGUCAGCAGAUUGAACAAGCUCAGGUCCAGAACGAGAUCCAUCAGAGUCAACAACAACAGCCCAUGGCUCCUAAUUAUGGUCCAUACGGUUCGUAUGGAUUCGAUUCUUGUGGUGACCCGUGUGAGUCGAUCUCUUCGACUUACGGCUUUUUGCCUUCCAGCAUUGCCCAGGGUUAUCCGGUUCCUUCUCAGAUGAAUUCCUCGAUGUCCACGUCUAUGGGUAUUAAUGGGGUGCCUUCGCAUCCUGUGCUGGCACAUUAUCUGCCUGUUCAGGCUGCUCCAAGCUCUUUGUUUGGUUGCAAUCCGUAUAGCUCUAGCAUGACUUAUCAGAAGAAUGACUACAUGGGUUUUCCUGUGGUGCCUAUUCCAGUGGUGUCGGCAAUGCCGGUUAUUCCAACUGGGGCUGUACUUCAGGCUGCACCUGUGGUUCCAGUUGUUGCUCCAGAUCAGCUUGAUGUUCCUCAGGUUACUGGUGGCGUCUCUGCUGUUCUGGACUAUGACUUGGAGCAAAUGGUUAAGUUUGUCUCGUGGCUUUCAUUUGGUCUACUUAAACGAGCAGACAGUCCAACGGCAGGCUUCCAUUCAACUGUGAAGUCGGUUCUUUCGGCAACAAGGUUGCCCAAGUCCACUAUCAUUUUGGCUCUCUUGUAUCUCUCCGAUAAAAUAGAGAAGUGUCACGAGACCAUUAUUAGAGAUGAUAACGAUGAAGGUACCUUCCAAAACUUGGUGGUUUCUCUGGUUCUCGCCAAUAAAUUCAAUGAUGACAACACUUUCCGUAACAAGUCUUGGUCUGAUGCUACAGGGCUUCCUGUGGCUUUGAUCAACAAAAAGGAGAGAGAAUGGUUGGCUGUCGUUGGUUGGAAGCUACAUUAUGAGGAAGGAUACUUCUGUAUUGAAGAGUGUUGGCAGACCUGGUGCCAGAAGUUUAGUGAGGUUUCGUCUCCUUCGAACUCGGUUUCCGUUUCGUCUCCUUAUUCUGAUGCUGUGACCCCUCCACUCGAUCUUACUUCAUCGUCUUCUCCUCUGUGGUUCCCUCAACAACAACAACAACAACAACAGUUGCUACCUCAGUACAAGUGUAUGGGUGACGACUCUGUUGAUUACUGCGCUCUUUAUCAGCAGAUGUUUAAACAGCAGCAGCAGCAGCAGCAGCAGCAGCAGCAGCAGCAGCAACAGCAGCUACAACAACAGCAAUUUAUUGCUUCUUCUCUUUCUGCUGCUCCUUCUAUCUCUACUGCUCCUUCUAUUUCUACUGCUUCUUCCUACUCCAGAUUAGCCGCCCCUUCGAUGAUGACCACCGGAAAUGACAAUCUCUCUUUAAAAAACCCUCAGUUCAAGGUGGGACUAAGUUUCGUUGCUAUCAUUGUGUCUCUCAUGUUUGUGGAUGCUUUCAAGACAUCAUUUCCGAGGGAAUUGGCAGACGAUAAUGCAGGCAUUUACGCUUAUGGUAACUCCAGAGCUCCUAUAACCAAGACAAUUGGCCAAUCCAUUUGGGAUGUCAGAUCUAAGAAAUUCUAUGCACAGAGAAACCUGUACAUCAGUGGAGCAGUUCUAUUUUUGUUGUUGGUGAUUUACUUUGAUAUUUUACUUCUCGAAUCUCUCGUCAGAAACAAAGAUAAGCUUUCUUCUGGAUUGACUGUGGAGGGCAAGGCCAGAUCCGAAUCCAAAAGUAGCUCAAUCGAGUAUGAAAAGUUGAAGCAGGAACUUGGGCAGAAAGAUGUCGAUUUGGUGACGCUAAAGGAACAGGUGAAAAAUCUACACAAGGAAUAUCAACGUAAAGCCGAUGAAGAGGCAGGCAAGGAUAAAUCUGAGGUAACACAGGAUACUAAGAAAGAUGCUUAA
Messenger RNA from Brettanomyces nanus, 1866 nucleotides. RefSeq lists its product as uncharacterized. The record is from RefSeq and is a predicted model, not a curated record. The coding region runs from base 1 to 1866 and encodes 621 amino acids. Gene Ontology annotation, biological process: regulation of cyclin-dependent protein serine/threonine kinase activity. Gene Ontology annotation, cellular component: nucleus; cyclin-dependent protein kinase holoenzyme complex. Lineage: Eukaryota; Fungi; Ascomycota; Pichiomycetes; Pichiales; Pichiaceae. The transcript is spliced from 2 exons. Gene Ontology annotation, molecular function: protein kinase binding; cyclin-dependent protein serine/threonine kinase regulator activity.